Folsomia candida is the source of this 3662-nucleotide messenger RNA. Its product is annotated as ATP-binding cassette sub-family G member 5. Lineage: Eukaryota; Metazoa; Arthropoda; Collembola; Entomobryomorpha; Isotomidae. The record is from RefSeq and is a predicted model, not a curated record. Gene Ontology annotation, cellular component: plasma membrane. The transcript has 14 exons. Bases 1563 to 3518 code for a protein of 651 amino acids. Gene Ontology annotation, molecular function: ABC-type transporter activity; ATP hydrolysis activity; ATP binding.
CGAUCCCUUUCUUUCAGGGAAUGGACCCAUCAUCUUCUUUAUUAUUAUUUUCUUGGUCUUCUUGUGAGAAUCAAAAUUAUCAGCACCAUUGCAAACUCCUUUGCUACGACUUACGACAAACAAACAUCAGUACCAACAAGAAGUGUGUAACCGCAAGUUCAUUCUCUCAUAAUAAGAUUCUAAUCCCCAGUUGAAUGGAAAGUGAGUGAGUGAAGCCCUUCCGUAAAACUAACAACAAUCAGACUUGUUGUCUUGUCAAGUCAAGUGCCUGUGGUGGGGAUUGGAUGAAGAAAAGUUGAGCUAACGAAGCACCGCAAUUUGCAUUUAUUAUCACGGGCUCGUCAUCUUCUUCUUGGCAGUACUCGCAACAGCAGCAGCAGGAGUAGAAAAUUAUCAAGUAGAAUGGUUCAACGACGAGUCGAAUAUUGUAUUUCAGUGGAUGUGGACGAAGACGCAAAAAUUCCGAUCUGAAAGGGAUUUGAAAAAGGCUUGGUUGAGGAAUUUCACGUUGGACUUUUAAUGUUCAUAGAGCGGAUUAUUAAGCUAUUAACAAGAAUUCUGCAGUGUUUGGUGUUUUAGCAGUGAAGAAGAAGAAGAAGACGAGUUAAGUGUGGACUGCCCACCUGUGGCGUUGGUUCAAAUAAAAUAUCCUCGUAUUCAAAAGACUUUUGAAUCAAUUCAAUAGAAGCAUAAAUUUUGCCUUGAAAGCAGUACAAACCGAGUUUUGUUUUAUACACCGGUAUUUAAUUCUCAUUGCCUUGUUAAAGUUUGGGUGGCAUCAGAGUCGGCGUCGCAGAAUUGGCAUCUUUCUAGUAAUAAUAAGAAACGAGAAAUACAUUUCUGCAGAUGAAGAGUGUACAAGACACAGAUAUUAAAUCUUAAGAAAUAAUUGAAAAUAUUUUAAAGUUCUCAACUAUACUGUUUCAACAUUCGCUAUUCAGAGAUUCUGCGAGUCGUUGGUUGGGAAAUACGCUACGGGAUAGAAGAAACUGUAUGCAACUGUUGCACCAAAAAUUUAACCGUGUUUCCUUCAGUUUCACCUAAAAUCCAAUCAUCUCACAAGGAUAAAAGUCAGUGUUGCAAAAGCAUGAGGAACGUGAUGGUGUGAUAUUGUGCUGAAUCCGGCCUGGCAAAAUCAUUAAUCAGUCAAUUCAUUGAAAUCAUCAGAAAAAUAUUAUCCUCAACAAAGUGCGACUCUAAUCUGGCGAGAGUGCAAACAGGAAAUAUUGUAAUUAGACCGCUAACGAGUACACGAAAGUGUAUUAUAAAUAAUGACGCCGCAGCAGUGGUUGUAAAGUCUUCAGGUGACUUAAUCCAACGAGGGCUGCUCUCCAUGCAAUUUAAUUGAAUGAGACGACGUCCGAGAAUCAUUAUCCACGCUGCGACCAACCCAACCCAACAAUAAUUAAUGAAGACAAUGCAAUGGACGAGAAUCAUUAAAUUGUUGUUCAGGGUGUGUUCCAGUGAAACACGAGGAAAUUGACCGGUAACAAUUGUGUACAUUCUAAAAAAUCCAAGGAUCAAGAAACAUUUUCAUCCCGUUGAGAAACAAAGUUACAAUAAUGUCGACAAUAAUCGGUGGUGGGGGUGGAAUCCAGUCGGAUUAUGUGCUGGAAAUAAGCAACUUAUACUUCACUGGCCAUAUUGAACCACAAACGUGGUUGAAACAAAUUACUGGAACAACCCGGACGGGACUUAUUCUUCGCGAUGUCUCUCUGGAAGUUGGAUCUUCCAAUAUUAUGGCCAUUUUAGGUUCAAAAGGAAGUGGGAAGAAAGCUUUACUAGAUAUUAUUGCUUGUCGUGCCAAUAACGGGUCCAAGAAAGGAUACGUUCUGCUCAAUGGAGUCAAUAUGAAUCGAAGACUAUUUCACUCGACGUGUAGCUACAUCACUGGACAAACGGACAAGUUUUUAAUGCCUGGGCUGACGGUGCAUCAGACGUUGCAUCACGAGGCAUGUCUCACUCUAAAAGUUCCUUCUUCCAUGAGAAAGAUACGCGUCCGUCAGAUUUUGUCCGAUGUUGCGCUCACCCAACUCGCCGGAUCCACGGUGGACAUGUUGACCCCCUCUGAAAAGAGGAGGUUGGCCAUCGGUCUGCACCUCAUCAAGGAUCCAGUGGUCUUACUGUGUGACGAACCAGCUUGGGGCCUAGAUCCUUUGAAUACGUACUUUAUCAUAUCAAUUUUAUCCAAUUACACGAAAAAGUAUGGCCGAAUCGUCAUCCUUACCAUGGAGAAACCAAGGUCGGAUAUUUUCCCGUUCUUGGACAGAGUGACCUAUUUAUGUUUGGGGGACGUCGUAUAUUCUGGAAAUACGAGACAAAUGUUAGACUACUUCCGUAAUAUUGGGUUUCCUUGUCCCGAGAUCGAGAAUGCCUUAAUCUAUUACUUGUGCCUCGCCACGGUGGAUCGUCGAUCGCAUGAAAAAUUUAUCGAGUCCAGCAAUCAAAUAGGACUUCUGGUGGACAAGUUCAAGCUGGAGGGCAACUCGUUCCUGCGACUGAAAGGGGGCGGAGGCUCGCUGGAUGACCAGAUGAGCAGUACGCGUGGCAUGGGCACGUCCGUCACUCCACUCCAUGCAUUCGGAAGACCUUCCGUUUUCGGAAAGAUGGCCACACUCAUGAUGCGAAAUUAUUCCAACACAUUUUUGUUCAGCAUGCAAGGACUUCACAACGUAUUUUUUCAGCUAUUUUUUCUACCUUUUCUAUUCUUCCUCAUGUGGAUCUUCUACUUUGGAAAGAACGACGAAACCCAAGCCAUAUUUGUCACUUAUAACGGGCUCGUCCUAAAUAUUCUGUGUAUUACCUACUUCGCCGCGGUGUGGUCGACAUUGUUAACUUUUGGACCCUUCCGAAAAAUGUAUUAUCAAGAAGCCCGAAACGGGAUCUAUUCGGGUCCCCUUUUCAUCACUGCUCACACAAUAUCCUCCGCCCCCUACGACGUCAUCACUUGCUUGAUCGGAUCAAGAAUAGUUUUCGAGUUGACGGGGCUCUCAUCCACGUCGGACUGGCUCCUCCUCUUCCUCGUCCUCCUCGCCUGCUACACUAUGGCGAAGCAACAAACGUUCGCUUCCAUGCUGACCUUAAAGAACAAAUUCUACGCGGUGGCGUUCCUCUCUGCGGGUCACGCCCUCCAAAUAACGCUGGGCUCUUGCACGGUGCGAAGCAUGCGAGGUCUCCCCGACUGGCAGUACUACUUGUCCUACAUCACCCAGCCCCGCUACGCCUCGUCCUAUCUGCAGGAACAGAUCUUUCUCGAGUACAAGGAUGUGAAUCUGCGCUCGGUGGUGGGGUCUCGGGGGAAUUGUUUCUCAUCCUCGUUUUCCCCCGGGUGUCGCUAUCUCAACGGGACACACUACUUGUACGACCGGUACUACACGCACUCGGUGGAUCGAGACGAUGUCAACACUUAUCUCAACUUUGGAAUUUGCUGGGCCUUCCCGGCCGUCGUAUUCCUAUUUUCACUCGUUGUAUACGCUUUACCCCUUCCGACCCUGGUCAAACAAAAGUUUAGGGAUUGACCAACCAAAUUACUGACUAGGAAUAACGGACUUGAACUAAUCUACAUAUGUUUAAUUUAUUAUUUACAAAAUGACAAAAUAAUGCAACAUGAUUGUAAUGCAAACUGAAAUUAAAAGAAUAUAUAAAUAUUUAUAUCAUGCCAA